Messenger RNA from Protopterus annectens (West African lungfish), 3186 nucleotides. RefSeq names its product protein serine kinase H1 (gene PSKH1). The transcript has 3 exons. The record is from RefSeq and is a predicted model, not a curated record. The coding region runs from base 295 to 1554 and encodes 419 amino acids. NCBI's taxonomy places the organism in Eukaryota, Metazoa, Chordata, Ceratodontiformes, Protopteridae. Gene Ontology annotation, molecular function: protein kinase activity; ATP binding. Gene Ontology annotation, biological process: protein phosphorylation.
GCAUGCCCUCUCUCCCAUAGUAACACACGUCAGGACGUGCUGACGUACGUGUCUUCCUCGGACUCAGAUCGGCGUGCAGACCUGCCGUUAUGUUUACUUGUCUGUUAUUUUCUGUCUCUAGUCAUUUAGUCACGGAUGGAUGUUUUGGCGUUAGUCAACGAGCAAGCUUGGGAACCCGCAUUUGCAAAGUGUGCCAAGCAAGCUUUAAAGCCGAAGAUGUGGAAGAACAAACAUCCCUAACAAAAAGCAUCCCCCAGAAAAAAUGCCUUCGUGGAUGAGUAACAGUGAUACGUGAUGGGCUGUGGGACAAGUAAAGUACUACCCGAGCCCCCUAACGACAUUCAUCUAGACUUGGUUAAGAAAGUUGAGCCUUACAUUGGUCAGAAAACUGACAAAUAUGAACAUUUUAUUAAAGAUAUCGGGGCCAUUAAAGCUGCAGAUAAGACUGGGUCACUUUCACCACUACAGAACCCAAACCCACUUCAGAACAUCCAUACAGACCACAGUGAUCCUAGAAGAAAGAAAGUGGCUAAGUACCGUGCCAAGUUUGAUCCCAGAGUCACUGCAAAGUAUGACAUCAAGGCUCUUAUUGGUCGUGGGAGUUUCAGUAAGGUUGUCAGAGUUGAACACAAAAGCACUAAGCAACCGUUUGCAAUUAAACUGAUAGAGACAAAGUAUAAAGAAGGGCGAGAAGUUUGUGAAUCAGAAUUGAAUGUACUAAGGCGAGUUAGACAUACAAAUAUAAUUCAGUUGAUUGAAGUCUUUGAAACGCAAGAUCGGGUAUAUAUGGUAAUGGAACUAGCAACUGGAGGUGAACUUUUUGACAGAAUUAUUGCUAAGGGUUCUUUUACAGAGAGAGAUGCUACAAGAGUUUUGCAAAUGGUGUUGGAUGGAGUUAAAUAUUUGCACACAUUAGGAAUUACACACAGAGAUCUCAAACCAGAAAAUCUUCUGUAUUACCACCCUGGUGCUGAUUCUAAAAUUAUGAUAACUGAUUUUGGAUUAGCAAGUGCAAGGAAGAAGGGAGAUGAUUAUAUGAUGAAAACCACCUGUGGAACACCUGAAUACAUUGCACCAGAAGUCCUUGUCAGGAAAGCUUACACUAAUUCUGUGGAUAUGUGGGCACUGGGAGUGGUUUCGUAUAUUCUUUUAAGUGGUACUAUGCCUUUUGAAGAUGAUAACAGAACGCGGCUGUACCGUCAAAUUCUUAAAGGAAAAUACAGUUACUCAGGGGAGCCAUGGCCAAAUGUGUCAAAUUUAGCAAAGGAUUUCAUUGAUCGUCUUCUUACUGUAGAUCCCAAUGAAAGAAUGGCAGCUGUUCAAGCCUUAAAACACCCUUGGAUUGUCAGUAUGGCAGCGUCGUCUUCCAUGAAGAACCUGCAUCGCUCAAUUUCACAAAACCUUCUCAAACGUGCAUCAUCACGAUGCCAAAGUAUAAAGUCAGCACAGUCCACUCGAUCUAGUCGAUCCACCAAAUCCAAUAAAUCAAGGCGUGUCAGAGAGCGGGAGCUUCGAGAGCUUAAUUUACGAUACCAGCAGCAGUACGAUGGAUGAAGGGACCACAUCUUAUUGGCCACUGUUGUCUUCCGUGUUGCACUUUUUUCAGUACUUAUCUUGUAUGUGGCAAAUACUGCACAUCACUCCAAUAGCUCACUGGAUGAAAUACUGAAAUUGACGUGUUUGCCAUUCCUUUUACUUUAUGCAGUAAAAGGAGUAAAUGUGAUGUUGCACGUCCAAAGCAAUGUACAUAUCAACCUCCAUUAUGUAUACUGCAUUUUUUUAUUAUUUUCCGCAUUUUAUUGCUGCAGCAUUUUGAAAGCAGUGCUGCAGAAGGCCAUAAAACUGUUCUGGUUUUAUACUUUUUCCAUAUUUUUUUACAAGAUAAUGGCAAGGUUUUUGAAUUUAGACUGUUUGGGUUUUAUAUGCAGUUCUUAAAACUUAGUACAUUUUGUUGCACAUUAUUUAUUAUUCUUGGAAAUCUAUAUUAUGUAUUCAAAUAUAUAGAAACUGUAAUUUUUUGUUGAAUAUAUUUUUAUGUAAUGUUCAGUGGUUUGUACUAGAUUUUCUUAGUCCAGCUCUUAGGCGUAGACAAGAACACCAAAAAUGUACAAGUAAGGGAUCAGAAGUGGAGGUAAUGUACCCUGUAGCUGGCUGCCACAACAGUUUGUUUACCAUUCAUGCCCCUUGAUUUGUGUAACACCAUUUUUAAGGAUGAACUUGCACACUUGUUUUGUCUUCCAGUAAUUUUUCUGUUGGAUAUGUGACAUCAGGACUCAAGGAUUCGAGGACUUUACAGUAAAACAAUUCCUUAUUUUACUUCAUAACUGUAGGUGCCUGCAGUCGUACAUAGUUUCACAGUAAACCAUUUCCUUGUUUUACUUCAUAACUGUAGGUGCCUACAGUCAGUCGUACAUAGUUGUUUCCGUGCACGAGCAAGAAAGCACACCAGGCUUUACAGCUUCAAAAGGGGCCACCCUUCUCCCAGUUCCAGUGAAAUAUGGACUCAUGUGCUUUAAAUAUCAUUCUUUUGAAUUUGAGUCCAUUAAACAGUGGCAAAGCUGCAUGGAGGAAUGCUAAUGAUGCAGGAGAGAAAAGUAUGUUCAAAGCAGGACAGUCAUGUACUCUGACAUCUGUAGGAAUGACGCAUUUGUUUUAUUCCAUGAUUUUUCACAUGGUCACACAGUAGGCUGCAUAUCAAUCUGCAGACCUCAGUUGUAGUAGUAGUAUUACAAGUUUUCAAACAGAAACCUGCUUAGACCACCUUAACUUUCAUGCCUUUCUUAGUGAUAGGUUUUACUUCUAGGAUGGCAUCUUCUUGGGAGAAGUUUCUUGGCAUGUUUAAUUUUAUUUCACAUCCAAAGCAUGUUGUCAGACAAGAUUGCUGGCAUGAAGAGGCACACAACAUGCUGCAAACUGCCAUGGAGCCAACUUACCCCUUUUAAGUCGGUAACAAUUUUUUUCUUUGCUAGAGCAGUAUGUGGAUCAGUAAGACUACUAGUUAUAUUUGUUUUCUGCUGACAGUUGUGGGGAAUCCCCAGCAGACAAAGAUGGGCAAUGAGUCCAGUAUGCUGUCAUUCAUUAGGGUGAUCGAUGAAUUGCUAACAAUGGAUUUAAUGUCUCUGUCCUUUCCUCAGUGGAUGGGUCUUCUGAUCUGACUUUCUCAAGCUUUGGAUCCAGUGCUCAAGC